GAAGGCAAAGGAGAUAGAAAAAUUUGGAAGCACUGUCCCUCAGGAUAUUCUGCAAAAAUGGCAUACUUGUUUCUUGAUGUGUCUCCUUCCUGCCUUGAUGAGAACAUUUGCAAAUUGAUAUGGAAUCAAUUAAUGCCAGCUAAAGUUAGUGUCUUCACCUGGCGCCUCUUCUUAAAUCGCCUCCCUACCAAGGAUAACCUCAUACAGCGUGGUGUUGAUUUAGUAUCAAACCCAUCAUGUGUCCUAUGUGGUAGUUAUAUGGAAGAUGCAAACCAUGUUUUUGCAAAGUGCAAAUUUUCUCAAAGCCUUUGGAACCGUAUAUGCUGCUGGUGGGGACUUCAAUUCAUCCAUACAGACCACAUCUCCCAUCUACUUCUACAGCUUUGCUUGCUUCCAAUCCCAAAGAAGGCAAGCCACCAUUGGGCUCUUACCAUCUUUACAACAGCUUGGGCUAUUUGGUACUCCAGAAAUGGUAUUGUUUUCAACAAACUUUCUUGGGAUGAGAAUUAUAUUACAGAUUUAGUGCAAGUUAAGACUUUUACUUGGAUUAAAGGAAGUAACCUGGCGGUGUGUGGAGCACUGUCAUCAUCCUUGUCAGUCCUUCCAACGUCUCCGGAAGAGACAUUUCCAAUGCUGCCUGAUUCUCAUCAAGAAGUUUCCAUGAAAAGAGAACAAAUGACCAGUUCUCUAGCCCAUGCAGCUCGUGCAACGUCCACUAAUGGAAAUCUUGAAAUUCAGGAUUCCCUCCAUCCACAACAUCAGUUUAUUACUCCAAAGAAACUAGUGCCUCCUGGUGUGCGGAGUCACUGCAAGGAUACUAAAACUACAGAAAUUUCCCAGAUUUCUUUCCCCUUUUCUGCCGGCUGGCUCCACUCUCACGUGCUUUUCACUGUGUGCAUCAUCCCAAAAACAGACCCCUUUUAUGUGUCUAAUGGUUGCAAAAUCACUGCUUUAAGUGGGCUUAACAAAUGUGGGUUUAGUCCAAUAAAUAUUGGGCUGUUUCUCUAUAUAGGAGGGAUAGACCUAACCCAACAACCCAACAACCCAACAACCCAACAAGACCAGCUAAUCACUGAUGGUGAGGUUUUGAGCAGCAAUUGCAGUAAGCUUCUUGUUGACACUGAUGUUGCAGAUCUGGAACCAAAGGUAGGCAUCCACUGGUAGAAUUGAAGAUUGGGAUGACUUUGCUAUGUAAUUGAAUACCAAAGUUAGAAUAAAAGGCAAAAGUCUGA
Rubroshorea leprosula is the source of this 1232-nucleotide messenger RNA. NCBI's taxonomy places the organism in Eukaryota, Viridiplantae, Streptophyta, Magnoliopsida, Malvales, Dipterocarpaceae. The record is from the annotation of a GenBank genome assembly.